AUCAACAGAAAACUAGCAAAGAAACGAGAUUCUCGACUCGUCUGUGCUUAAAAAUUAAACAUUUUUGCGUUUUGUUACCUCAACAUACGACAUAUUAGUGCAUGGUCAGUCAUGACUUCAAGCCAUUCAUUGGACUCCAGCUUUCUGGGAGGCAGAAUACCUCCAGAAAUCGAGUCAAUGUCGAAAAACCUAAAGGAUGUGGACCAAGAGAUGUUCAGAAAAAUACUGAAAGCUGUGGUCAGCGCCCUGGAGGGGAAGGACUGCAGGGAGGUGAUGAAGUCGAUAGCAGAGAGCAGCACCAUCCCUCAGGAGAGGCUCAGUCACAUCAUAGCUGGGAUGUACAGAGUGCUGUCUGAGGCCAUCCGCAUCCCCACAGCAUCACUCAAACAGGAGGCCUUCAGAGAUGAUCUUCGAGAACUGAGAAUACCUGAAGACUUCAUCACAGAUUUCUCCAGUGUGGUUUUUGGUAAUCGGCGUGCAGCUCUAGAUGCAGCGACGUCCCAGAACGACCCACACCUCCCCACAUUAGAAGACUUUAAAUGGAGAGUGGAUGUCGCCAUUUCUACAAGCUCUUUAGCCCGGGCCCUGCAGCCUUCUGUUCUCAUGCAGAUGAAACUAUCAGAUGGGACCUUUCACCGCUUUGAGGUGCCUGUGUCCAAAUUCAAUGAGCUCCGUUACAACGUGGCUCUGAUUCUCAAAGAGAUGAACGAUCUGGAGAAGAGGAACAUUCUCAAAAUCCAAGAUUGAUGCACCGUGCUGGCCUGUUAUUCAUGAGUUUUGCAUAGAAUAUCGCUCAUUUUAAUCAUUUCAAAUGUGAUGUUGUGAAAGAUAAGAAUACUCUGCCUGUCAUCAUGUAAUGAUGUGACGGUGUUGGCAUCCAACAUGCUUAACUGCUGACAGAGUGCAAAAUGAUCAGAACAGUUAGCCAGCUGGCUGCACCACAGGAGAACCUGAUGACCACACUGAAGACAGAGAGACAAGAACGCCCAGUCUGUACCAGGAAUCUAUUAGUCUACAUCACUCUUCUCCUUGCCUAGCUGUAAACUGAACAUAUAAGCAGUGUUCAAUUCAGUGGUGAGAUAUGAGACAGCUGCAGUAUCCAUUGUGCCUAAAUACAAAUUCAGUCAAGUGAGCACUCAGACACUCUGUUACUGAGUAGCCACUUUAACUGGUCUCAUGUGAUCUGGUCUGACGAUGGGCACAUCACAGAACAAACUACUAGAUUUAUUUUCUACUUGUGCUUUUAUACAUGUAAUUCAAUCUGACAGAACAAAUGUAUCCUUCAGAUUGUAGCACUGCUGUAUAAAAUGUUAGUUUUCUGUUGUUUUGGAUGUUUGCCAUAGUAACAUACAAAAAUGUUUACCUCUUGAACCUCUUUUCUCUAAUAAAAUCUGUCCAUUACUGUAUUUGUAAAAAA
Molecule: messenger RNA, 1417 nt
Organism: Centropristis striata (black sea bass)
Lineage: Eukaryota; Metazoa; Chordata; Actinopteri; Perciformes; Serranidae
Gene: commd5
Product: COMM domain containing 5
Exons: 7
Coding region: 112-747 (211 amino acids)
Cellular component (GO): nucleus
Source: RefSeq, a predicted model, not a curated record